Molecule: messenger RNA, 2599 nt
Organism: Hibiscus syriacus
Lineage: Eukaryota; Viridiplantae; Streptophyta; Magnoliopsida; Malvales; Malvaceae
Product: subtilisin-like protease SBT1.4
Exons: 1
Coding region: 93-2411 (772 amino acids)
Biological process (GO): proteolysis
Molecular function (GO): serine-type endopeptidase activity
Source: RefSeq, a predicted model, not a curated record
CUACUUGUUCUGUCCUUCUAGGCUGAACCGGGUUACCCUAACAAUUGUCGCCUCCAAUUUCCCUGUAACAGAAUUAACUCACACCAAUCUCCAUGGCUCUUUCUUUCUUCUUCUUCUUCUUCUUCUUCUUCCUUCCUCUCCUUUCCGUCCCUUCCUCAUACUCAUUAUCAUCCCACCCUCCUGAAAACUUCAUCAUCCACGUCUCAAAAUCACACAAGCCUGCCCUUUUCUCCUCUCACCAUCACUGGUACUCUUCCAUCCUCCAUUCUCUCCCUCCUUCCCCUCACCCCAUCCAGCCCCUCUACACCUAUGAACUCGUCAUCAAUGGAUUUUCCGCUCGUCUCACGGAUGAUCAGGCAGAUAAGCUUAGGGGACUUCCCGGAAUCCUUUCUGUGGUUCCCGACCAGGUUCGUCAGAUUCACACUACUCAUACCCCGCAAUUUUUAGGCCUUUCCGAAGGUGUUGGCCUUUGGCAAAACUCUUAUUACGGCGAUGGUGUUAUAAUCGGAGUUUUGGAUACCGGAAUAUGGCCGGAACGCCCCAGUUUUUCCGAUUAUGGGCUGUCCCCUGUUCCCGAUACCUGGAAAGGUAUAUGUGAAACGGGACCUGAUUUUCCUGCUUCAUCCUGUAACCGGAAAAUAAUUGGUGCAAGAGCCUUUCUCAAAGGCUACGAGUCUUAUCUUGGACGUCCAGUGGAUGAAACAAAAGAAUCCAAGUCUCCACGGGAUACUGAAGGCCACGGCACGCAUACUGCUUCAACUGCUGCUGGAUCUGUGGUCUCUAACAUCAGCCUUUUCGGAUUCGCACGCGGGGAGGCUCGUGGUAUGGCUGCAAAAGCUAGGAUUGCUGCUUAUAAGAUUUGUUGGAGCUUGGGUUGUUUCGAUUCCGAUAUACUCGCGGCAAUGGACCAAGCAACUGCGGACGGAGUCGAUGUGAUUUCUUUAUCCGUGGGAGCCAGUGGAUAUGCCCCUCAAUAUGACCAUGAUUCCAUAGCAAUCGGGUCUUUUGGUGCUGCGAGUCAUGGUAUUGUUGUUUCAUGUUCUGCUGGGAAUUCCGGUCCUGGUCCGUACACUGCUGCUAACAUUGCGCCUUGGAUUCUAACGGUUGGUGCUUCCACGAUCGACCGGGAGUUUCCAGCCGAUGUGGUUCUCGGUGAUGGCAGGACUUUUGGCGGGGUUUCACUGUACUCUGGCCCCCCUUUACCUGAUUACAAGCUUCGUUUGGUUUAUGCUGGUGAUGUUGGAAACAGGUAUUGUUAUAUGGGGAGUAUAAGUCCAUCGAAGGUUCAAGGCAAAAUCGUUGUUUGUGACAGGGGAGGGAAUGCUAGAGUUGAAAAAGGAGCUGCAGUGAAGUAUGCUGGUGCGCUAGGAAUGAUACUGGCAAACACUGCUGAGAGUGGUGAAGAACUCCUAGCUGAUGCUCAUCUCAUUGCCGCCACCGAAGUUGGCCAGAUAGCUGGUGAUAAGAUCCGGGAGUACGUCAAAAGGAGUCAGUUUCCAACGGCUACAAUUUUGUUCCGUGGAACGGUGAUUGGCCCUUCACCACCAGCUCCAAAGGUUGCCGCGUUUUCAAGCCGUGGUCCGAACCAUUUGACACCGGAGAUUCUCAAACCAGAUGUCAUUGCUCCGGGAGUUAAUAUCUUGGCUGGAUGGACUGGUUUAGCUGCACCAACGGAUUUGGACAUCGAUCCAAGAAGAGUUGAUUUUAACAUAAUUUCAGGUACUUCAAUGUCAUGUCCUCAUGUUAGUGGACUGGCUGCUCUGCUUAAAAAGGCAUACCCCAAUUGGUCACCCGCUGCCAUUAAAUCCGCCUUGAUGACAACCGCUAACACUUUAGAUAACUCGGGAAGUACCAUUAAGGAUCUUGCAACCGGGGAAGAAUCAUCACCUUUUGUUCAUGGAGCCGGCCAUGUCAAUCCCAACCGAGCUCUUGACCCUGGAUUGGUAUAUGAUAUCGAGGAUAACGAAUACGUUGCAUUCCUUUGCUCCAUUGGUUAUGACUUGAACCGGAUUGCAGUUUUUGUCAGGGGUCCUACUGGAACAGAUAUGUGCGAAGGGAAAUUGGCUACUCCGGGCGACCUCAAUUACCCAUCAUUCUCUGUUGUUUUUGAUUCUAAUAAUCACCUAGUUAAAUAUAAGAGGAUGGUGAAGAACGUCGGAACUUCAUCUGAUGCAAUUUAUGAAGCUAAAGUGAAUGCUCCGCCAGGUGUUGAAAUCAGUGUUUCGCCUAGUAAGCUCAAAUUCAGCGAUGAAAACCAAAAGCUGAGCUACGAGGUCACAUUUGCAAGCAAUGGCUUGUCCUUGUCUGCUGUUGGUUCAGCAUCCGGAUCGAUUGAGUGGUUCGACGGAGUUCAUCGUGUGAGGAGUCCAGUAGCUGUUAGGUGUGUUGAGGGACUGAAGGAUUCCAUUUGAUUUGCAGACCGUGAGAUGCUGUAAAUAAAGUAGGAAGGACCCAACAUCACCCAUAGCUAAUCGAUGGGGCGUAUGCAUCUUUUUUUUAUCAUUAUGUAUUUGUAUCAUCAUAAAUCAAUGCGUGUUUCUGUUGAUAAAAUAUCCAAGGACCAAUUUGAAAUGAAAAUCGGAGCUAGAUCAUUGCCAGA